This is a messenger RNA of Annulohypoxylon maeteangense, 519 nucleotides long. RefSeq lists its product as uncharacterized. NCBI's taxonomy places the organism in Eukaryota, Fungi, Ascomycota, Sordariomycetes, Xylariales, Hypoxylaceae. The coding region runs from base 1 to 519 and encodes 172 amino acids. The transcript has 3 exons. The record is from RefSeq and is a predicted model, not a curated record.
AUGGUGUCUCCCACCAAGAAGAAGGGACGUGUCAGCCCUCAUCUCUUCGAACACGUCUUCGCCGACCCCGUCGCCGAGGCCGAGGCCAACGCCAACGCGGAAGCCGCGACGAGCCAGAAAAGAAAACUUCGGCCCCGCAAUAAUGGAGGAUGGACCGACGAACUGAAGAAGACCACCCAGGAAGCCGACGACCAGGAGAAGGCGCCGGAGGAAAAGGAAGUCUUCGUGGUCCGGAACCCCGCGGAGGAAGACCGAGGAUGCCGUCGAGGAAGAGGACGUCCUCGCGGUAGACGUAAUGGUCGUGGUCGUGGCCGUGGCCGCGGCCGUGGAGGUGCAACCCAAGACACUCAAGGAUCUAAGGAGCCAGUCGUGGAUGACCGUCUUCCCUACGGAUUCCCCGCAGAAGGUCAAACCAACCGACAGAUCUCGAAGCAGCCAGAUCAGUAUCUCUACGACGCAGACGGUGAUUCUUCUGAAGCCGAGAAAGUUCCUGACUCAACGACAGGUAAUUUUCGAUGA